Apis florea (little honeybee) is the source of this 5126-nucleotide messenger RNA. RefSeq lists its product as uncharacterized. NCBI's taxonomy places the organism in Eukaryota, Metazoa, Arthropoda, Insecta, Hymenoptera, Apidae. The record is from RefSeq and is a predicted model, not a curated record.
UACAUGCAUAGUUUACUCGCAUCGUGAAAAUUUACAUCGAUAAAUUCAACCACAUCCUGUUAUUUUUUUUUUUUUUUUUUUUUUGGCACGGUAUAUACGAUUGCACAAUUUGAAAACGCUUCCGCUUUUCUAGCGAAACGCGUGCGUGCGCCAACAAAGAUGACAAAUGGAUCGUGGAUUUGAAAUGUUUCAAAUAUAUCAUAGCGUGCAGUGUUUACGAUUUGUUUCUUCUUCGAAAGUACAAUAUAAAGUGGUUCUUCGAAAUGUCUUUCUUUUCUCGUUCGUUCGUCGGAACUCACCAGACCAGUCGUAAAUUGUACCUGUUGCGAAGAAACGUUGCUUCUGCGACCGCUAUAUGUGUACGGAGUAUGUGUACAGAUACAUGUAAUUAUAAUUUUUAUAUAAUAAAAAAAAAAAAAAAAAGAAGAAAGGAUACGUAUGUGAGCAUUAGACAAAUAAGUCGAUCGAAAAUAAAAUAGGAAUUAAGCUCGAUUUUUAUUCUUGAAAUCUUGAAUGUACGAGCUCCCCUUCGAAGUUUCGAAACAAAUUCCCGUAUUUACGUAUGAAAAUAUGCCGAUUAUAACGAAAUAGAAUACUAUACUACGUGGCCUCAGUUGGCGCAGCAAUCAUGUUGCGAGAGGAAGUUUUACGUGUGCUUCUUUAUUUGUUAACCGUCUAUCUUGUUAAUUUUUCCAAAGCAAGUUCGUAUGCACCGCGAGACAAUUGUUUGGAAUUCGAUGUGGGUGAACUCGAGGAUUACUUGUCUCGGAAUAUUGAGAAUGUGGCGACGAUCGAUAUGAUGAUCGGCGGUUUCAAAUGUCCUGUCACAGCUUUGCCCUUUGGUGCUUUGAAAUCGGACUGGGCAAGAUUACUGCUUCUGCAGAGAGCGCAACCAAAGGAUUCAAUUCUCUCGAAGAAGCUAGAUCGUCUUUUCAGAAUCUUAGUGAUCGCUUAUUUCCAAAUAGAAGAACGUUUCGAUAUUAUUCAAUCUGGAAAUUUGAGCAGCGUAAAUAACAGCGAUACGAGGAAAGAAACGAAGAGGUUCAACAACUCGACAAUCGAUUUUGGAGAAACGAAUAAAAAUUUUACUGCAAAUACUUUUUUUGACAAUAAAAAUUCCAUUGGCACAAUUAAAACCGAACGAACCACGGGUUCCGAUGCAACGAGAGAAAAUAAAAAUGACAAUUUUAAUACGACGCGUAGUAAUAAUUCUUCGACAACCGUCGGAUUUUUACCUAUUGAUAAUCGGAUAGUAUUUCGCUCGACAACCGAGCGAUACGAGGAAAAAAAGAUGGUAAAUAUUACCGGUUUUUCAGAUAUAAAUACCGAGAAAAAAAAUUACACAGAAAUAUCGAAAACGAAUGAAUCCGUCGCAAUCGAAUACGCGAAUAAUUUUACGAAAGGUCAAGGUGGUACAAAUAUUUAUAUAAAAGAGGGAUUAAAUAAAAAUAAAGAUGACACUUUUACCGUUCCUGCAGUUACCGACAAUUCGGGAAUAUCGAUUUCUAAUUCAAAUCAAAAGUCAAUAGCGAGAGAUAUGAAGGGAGAAGGAAACGGGACGAGAUCAGUUUUCGCCGCUAAAAUUAGCACGAUGAAAUCUGAUGAUGGUACGGAGGAACAAGGUGAUUCGAGAAAAAGAAGUGAUUUUCCUAUAUCGUACGAUUAUGUCACAAAGUUCAAUUUAGAGGGAAUUAAAAAUAGUGUGGAGAUUUUCGAUGUGAAAACUACGAGCGAGCCAAGUCGCGUUUAUUCGAAUAAAAUCUCUACUAACUCGAGCGAAAGUUUUAAUCAAAGUCCUUCGAAUCGUCAAACAAACGACGUCUUCCAAGUCUUCGAAAAGAUUCCAUGGAAUUUCUCGAAUAAGCUGGAGAAACCUCCUAUCUAUAAAAAACUUAGAAAACCUUCGUUGGACAACGAGUUUUGGAAAUACAUUGUAAUUUCACGAAACGUUGGUUUAACUACUCCUGCUGUAGAACCGAAGAUAACAUCACAGAUUAAAAACGCAGAUAAAUCUGAAGCAAGUUCGUCGAAAUCUAAAAAGCGCGGAAGCUUGAAUACGAGUAUUGAAAAAAACCUAAGAUGGUUUUAUAAUUUUGCGCACGAAGAUAAUAAACAAUACAGUAAUAAUCCUGCAUCUCGAGAUCGACAAGGUAUUUAUAUCGAAUGCAACGGGAAGAAACACAGUGAUAGAAAAUAAGCUUAUCAACUUUAUUCUUCCGAAAUGAUUUUUUUUUUUAUGAAAAUACAAGAAAAAAAAAACGAAUCAAACAUUGCCCACCUAAUAAAAUUGUUCGAAUCUCGUCUAAUUGGACUCUACCUUCUCGACUUGCCUUAUCAUAUCGCGUUUCCACAUUGGAGAAGCCGUGGCAUUCGCCGACUGGACGUUUGCCGAUUCUUAUCAGUGGAUCACAGUCCUCCUCCAGUCCAUAAAUUCACGAGCCGGUGACUGAUAUUUACGAGGUAACAUUCCUCAUGCUUUACGACCUCGUCGUAAACGAGUCCUCUUAUUAUUAUUAUUAUUAUUAUUAUUCCAUCGUAUCUAUAAGAUUUUUCGAAUCGUCUGGCGAGUUGAAUCGUUUUGUGAUGCGAUUAACUCACGUACAAUUCACGUUGAAUGGGGCAUCGUGUUUCGGAUGUGAUUACGAUUCGGUUGAAAUUACAUGCGAAAUAGUGGGGAGGGGGGAGAAAAAAGAUAUCGGGAUCAGUUUUGCACUUGUUUAAAACGUUCUCGUUAUUCGCGAGGGGAGAGGAAUGAAAACGAUUGCGAUGAGUUCAUAAUUGGCUUUACGCAAACUAUCGUGACUCGAUGGUUUAAUAACGGUUUUUCGAGAUAGCAGAGCCGAUCAGUUUAAUUUGCAACGAUAGCAUAUCAGUGGGUUGCGGUUAAUAACCAGUCGAAGGUACGUGAACAAAUAGGUGUGUUCAAUCAGCACCCCGCGUCGUUCCAAAUUACUCCGCAAUAUUUUUGUUAAAAUAUCCAUCCGCCGUUGGUCUCAUCCGUCGAUGUACAAUCUGCGAUAUUGUAUAAAUGUGACGCGUGUAUAUCUGAUUAUAAACGAAACGGAGAAUCAUCGAAUUGAAUAAUUUUAUCACUUUAUUUAUGUUAUGCGAGAAAGACGUUUUGUCACAACAUAUCGAAACUUUUAAUAAAGAAGAAGCAAACGAAAAAUUUUGUCUUCAAAUUAUUUUUACAUAUAUAUACAACGUAGAUAAGACUAUCUACUAAGCUUAAAAUCUUAGUCGUUUUUUAAAUUCUUUACGCUGGAAUCAGUUGAAUUGGAAAGCGCGAUAAACGUUGUCUCACAUUUCUCGAGGAAUCGUCGAAACGAUUUUCUUCGUAGAAUCGAGAAACAAAGCGAGUCAUAUUUAUUAAACUCAAUAAUUUUGCAGAAUGGAUUAGCGGUACAUCGCCCCUUAUAUUCCAAGGAAACAAAUUACCUCGCUUCACCAAGAUUCCGGUUGAGAGCAGAGCGUUCCCUUUGCACCUGCUUUUCUCAAUUUCUCACGUCCAUGCUGAUAAACAGUCGCGAUCCGUUCGUAAUUGCGUUAACAGUUGCGACCAAACCGCUUGGAAAUUCAAUGUUCCUCUUCGGGAUAUCGUUUGACGAGUAUUAGAUUAGAUCGACACGCUUCAUAAACUGCGACGUUCGUUUUUCUUCGAGGCGAAGGGAAUCAUUCAAGGGAAGAGGCGUGUCGGGAAUUGAUAAAUGGGGGCGAUCAAUCGCGAGCAAAUGUACAACUCAGCCGAAACAAAUUUGCUCAUUACUUAUCAUUUCUUCGCGAUUACUCGCCCAGUCGGAUUACCCGUUACAUUGUUCCUCGGGGAUGGAAACAAAUUAGCCGUUUCAGAGAAACUUGAAGAGGUUCCCUGGCCUACGUUCCUUCGCUCUUCGUGUCUGGAAUGUUCGUUGCUCGAAACCGUUCGUCAGGAUUACUUUAGCUUCUCGAGUAGCGACGAUAGACUUACUACGUUGUCGUACCACCGACAGAAAGUUCAUGGAAAUCAUUUAACUGGGGAAAGAGUAGCGUGAUCACGGAGGGGAGGAAGCACGGAACAUGGAUGGAUGGUAGUGUGGUGGUAGUGUGUAGGUGGUGGCAAGGGCGAAGAGACGCUCGGUAAUUAUUUUACCGACGAAAGCGAAGGGAUGAGAGUAUACAACUUGCCCCCUUCAUCUCUUUUCAUCCCGCCCUCGUUUCCGGCGGCUUGAUGCUAAUUCAUACUAAUUGGUUGCAUUACUCUCGUUUCAUUCACCUGCACUGCUUCCUCUCUCUCUCUCUCUUUCGAAACCAUCCCCUUCUUUGUUCCUCUGACGUUCCUCCUCUAUAGUUUCUAUUAAUUAAUCACCAAUUAAUUUCGAAUAUUUCCUUCCUUGCUUAAUGGUAAAAAUCUUACGAGUACUUGCCUUUGAAUAUUUUCGAUCGUUCGAUUCCUACGAGAUUCUGUUCGAAGAAACUUGCUUUUGCCGCCUUGUUAUAUUUUAAAAGUGUGAAAGUUUGAUUUAAUUGUGCAAUUAUGCGUUCAUUGUAAUGAAUCAUCCGAUUAUACAUGCUUGUCUUGUAACAUUUCUAUAACAAUAUUUCGAUGAAGUUUCACACUUUUGUUCUUCGAGUUGAUUAAAUUGUUGAUAACAUCGAUAGUAAUAAAUAACAAUAGCUUGUUGGUAAGGCCAUUUCAUUCUUGGAGAUAAAAACGGAGAAAGAUAUUGAAAUUAUUGCGAAAUAAAAUAACGCAUUUAUAUUAUAGAAGAAGAUAUAGAAGAAGAAGAAGAAGAAGAAGGAAGGAAUAUUAUAAAUAGAUGAUCGCUCUUUGUUCUUGGCAGCAUGUUUCGUAACGAUAAAAAUUCCUUUGAAAUCAAGAGAUCUCACAGAUCGCGUAUAUUUAUGGCACUUAUUUUAUGGCACUUGGCACAGUUCGAGGAUUGUAUACAUUUUUUCGUCUGUUCCUUUCUCACCUUUCUUGGAAAAUAAUUGUUCGAUCAUCGAAUACUAUUUAAUUUACUUAACGACGAUUUUACCUAGAAUUCGAAAAAAUUCGAUGAGAAAGCUGGACAAGAAUGUUCGAAAGAAUAAUUUUUGAAAAAUGUUAAAAAAAUCGAUGACCAAAGUCGCAUCUAGCAGAUGGCUCA